Molecule: messenger RNA, 1129 nt
Organism: Planococcus citri (citrus mealybug)
Lineage: Eukaryota; Metazoa; Arthropoda; Insecta; Hemiptera; Pseudococcidae
Product: phospholipase A2-like
Exons: 5
Coding region: 88-699 (203 amino acids)
Biological process (GO): arachidonate secretion; phospholipid metabolic process
Source: RefSeq, a predicted model, not a curated record
UUGAUUAUAAUACUGAAGUAGGUUUUAAAACCCGAAUCCAAUUACAAAAGAUAUCUAAUUUUUUCACUAUGAUUCAGAUCAGUGGAAAUGAAUAAUAUAAUAUAUAUUAAACCAGAACUGAUUUUUGCUUCAGUUUUAAUGCAUUACUGUUCGCGGUAUUAUCCAAUUUUGCGGAGUGUUUUGAAAAAAAAUAUGAUACGGAUCAAUCAAAUAAAAGUAUUAGCUGCCGCUUUAAUACUAGCUCAACAUAUACACGCUCUACCAAAAAACUUAGUUGUUCCAACUACCAAGUGGUGUGGCAAAGGAAACAUCGCUAAGGAUUACGACGACCUCGGCAUGUCCUUCGAAACAGACAGUUGUUGUAGGGCUCACGAUCAUUGUGCAGAAAGUAUCGAAGGAGGUGGAAGUAAAUAUGGUUUACAAAACGACGCUACAACUACAAGAUCUCAUUGCGAUUGCGAUCUCAGAUUUUUCAGAUGUCUCAGCGAAAUAGGGAGUAAAUUUUCUAGAAUAAUACGAUUUCAAUAUUUUCACACGUUGCAGAUGAAGUGUUAUCGAUUUGAGUAUCCUAUUGUGAGAUGUUCGAGAGCAAUUGGGAAGAAAAAUCACGAGCAAUGUCAAGAAUAUAUCGUUGAUAUUAAAAAACCACAAAUUUGGCAAUGGUUCGAUAAUGCUCUUAGUGAUAGGAGAGCUUUGUAACUGAAAAUUGUGAAAAUUAACGAUAAUUUUUCAAGUCGUUGGCUUUAAAUCAAAUCUGUGAUAUUAAUUUUAAAAAUGUUUAUUUAUUGUUGAAUUGAAUUGAAAAAUAAAAAUUAUUUACAAUAUAAUUAGCAUCUUAUUACAUACAAGCAUAAAAUAUUCAGUAAGGCAUAUGAACUGACAUUAAAUUCUGAACACAGAUAAAAUGAAAUAACUCAGUCUCAAAAUGAAUCGAUGUUACCGGCUCCAAAAUAGAUUUUCUACACAAUAUCACAGAGUAUUUUUACUCAAUUUUCUACAAGAAAGUUAUCAUACGACCCAGUCGUUGAGAUUACAACUAAGAAAUAUCAACACAAACUAGGAAACCAAAUCGAUUUCGGUCUAGUAGCAGAAAUUUCAAGCAUUUCUGACUCCGAUUUUUCGCCAAAAA